AUGUGUAUACUCAGUGCUGAUGUAUGGAAUAGACUGACUAUUCCAAAGCACAGGUUCAUUCUCUGGCUCACAAUGCUAGAUAGACUUAAAACAAAGGAGAGACUUCACAAGGUGGGGAUAACUCCUGAUGAUCUAUGUCCCAUUUGUUUUACUCAAGUAGAGAAGAUUAAUCAUCUUUUCUUUACCUGUGAGUUUAGCAAGCAAUGCAGACAACUUCUUAUGAAUUGGCUUGGGGUUCACUUAAACAGAACCACUAUUACUGGUCUACUCAAAGGGGUGCAAAGACACAGUAGAGGCAAAAGCAAAAAAGCAAUCAUCUUUACUAUUAUAGCCAGACUGGUUUAUAAUAUAGGGAAGGCUAGAAAUGCUGCAGUGUGGUCUGCUAAGGUUCCUACUGUUCAAGCUACUGUGGCUUGUAUCAAGGCAGAGGUGAAAGGGAGGGUCCAUAACCUUCUUAGCAAGAAGUCUAGUUCCAGUGAUCUCAACUGGUUCAAUGGUUUGUAA
Messenger RNA from Spinacia oleracea (spinach), 504 nucleotides. RefSeq lists its product as uncharacterized. NCBI's taxonomy places the organism in Eukaryota, Viridiplantae, Streptophyta, Magnoliopsida, Caryophyllales, Amaranthaceae. The transcript has a single exon. The record is from RefSeq and is a predicted model, not a curated record. The coding region runs from base 1 to 504 and encodes 167 amino acids.